AUGGAAGAUCCAAAGCUCAUACACGAUUCUGAAGACGACUUCUCUGAAAAGGAANAAGAUAUCUGUCCUGUAAGGAAGAGUUCCAGCUUUGACCGGAACAAGUUGAUGCGAACCNCCGAAGCUGAGCCUCGAGAGUUUGUUUAUGUCUACAACUACAGAGAGAACAGAACACGACGGAUGAAGAAGCGUGAACUCUUGGAAAAACUUGGAGAUCAAGAGUGUGAUCAAGCAAAGAUUCCGUAUUCGAUAGGCAGCAUACCCAUAUGUACAGGCAAUGACGGCUUUGGAGGCGGAGAGACUAUUGUUGCCAGAGUACACGUCAAUGCAGCUUUACGACUACAGCGCUGGCUUGGAAUGCAAAAGCGAUUGUAUAUCGUAGAUGCGAUCAAGCUGUGA
Molecule: messenger RNA, 396 nt
Organism: Aureobasidium musti
Lineage: Eukaryota; Fungi; Ascomycota; Dothideomycetes; Dothideales; Saccotheciaceae
Source: the annotation of a GenBank genome assembly